Molecule: messenger RNA, 4738 nt
Organism: Hemiscyllium ocellatum (epaulette shark)
Lineage: Eukaryota; Metazoa; Chordata; Chondrichthyes; Orectolobiformes; Hemiscylliidae
Gene: plekha5
Product: pleckstrin homology domain containing, family A member 5
Exons: 27
Coding region: 157-3777 (1206 amino acids)
Cellular component (GO): cytosol
Molecular function (GO): phosphatidylinositol-3,5-bisphosphate binding; phosphatidylinositol-5-phosphate binding; phosphatidylinositol-4-phosphate binding
Source: RefSeq, a predicted model, not a curated record
CCUCCCUCGCGCGCGCGGCCGCGGCUACCUGUGAGGGAGAGGGGCGCGUGCGAUGACGGUUGGAGGCGGUGCGCGUGCCCGCGGGCAAGGGGGCGGGGCUGAUCCAAUGCUGCGUCGGGAGCGCGCAGGGAUCACCCCCACUCCCCGCUCUCAGACAUGGCGGAUUACAGGUCCGAGUGGCUCCGACUGCCUGGCUCCUGGUCGCAUGGGGUUACACGGGACGGACGGGUCUUCUUCAUCGAUGAAGAAGCGCAGAGAACAACCUGGUUACAUCCAGCGACCGGCGAGGCCGUCAUCAGCGGACACCGCAAAACACCAGACCUACCAACCGGUUGGGAAGAAGGAUACACCUUCGAAGGGGCUCGAUACUACAUUAAUCAUAAUGAGUGGAAGGUAACCUGCAAGCAUCCGGUGACAGGACAUACAUCCCAAGAAAACUGUAUCUUUGUAAUGAAUGACGAUUUCAGGACUGCUGCAGCAAUGGCAUCACAAGAGAAAAAAGACCGACCAGUCAGCAUGGUGAGUGAAGUUUCAACCUACACAAUGGCAUCAGAAAUGGCAUUGCUUCCAGUGAGUCCUGCAGGCAGAUCAUCAAGACCUUCGAAAAAAGUUCACAAUUUUGGCAAAAGAUCCAACUCUAUUAAGAGGAAUGCAAACGCACCAGUUAUAAAACGUGGCUGGCUUUAUAAACAGGAUAGUACAGGAAUGAAAUUGUGGAAGAAGCGCUGGUUUGUGCUUGCCGAUCUGUGCCUGUUCUAUUAUAGAGAUGAAAAGGAAGAAGGCAUUCUGGGAAGCAUUCUUCUGCCUAGUUUUAAGAUAGCUCCAGUUAGCCCAGAGGAUCAUAUAAACCGCAAAUAUGCAUUCAAGGCUUCUCAUCCAAAUAUGCGGACCUAUUAUUUCUAUACUGAAACAGCCAAGGAAAUGGAAUCCUGGAUGAAGGCUAUGAUAGAAGCUGCCCUUGUUCAAACAGAACCCGUGAAAAGGACUGAAAAGCUAACAUCUGAAAUUUUACCUCCUAAAGAGGUCAACCAUGUUCCAAACCACAAAAUGCUGGUCAAGCCUGAAAAUCAGAACAACCAGAAAAAUAUGGAUACCACUCUGGGUGUCCAACAAAAAGAAAAUCUGAACAUCACUCAUACUGACAAAUAUCAGGUUGAGAUAGAAGGACUGGACCAGCACAAACCUUUGACUAAAAUCAAUAGUAUAAAAUUGCAACCUGCAAAAUCAGAGAGCGACAAUGUCACGUCAAAUACUAACAGUGUUCAAUCUCAACAGUACAAAUCUCUGCAUGCAAGUGCUUCCAAUGAACAAAGUUCAAUUUGUCCAGUCAGUACUCCUGUAGAAAGUGUGGACACUGGAAGAGAAAGACUGGUUAGUUUAAAUGAAAGUGGAAGGGGCAUUCAACGGACUAAUUCAAUGGUGCAGUUGGAGCAGUGGGUGAGAACACAAAAAGGAAAGGGCCAAGAGGAAGAACCUAAAAGCAUCGCCUGUUAUCAAACAUUACCAAGGAACCUGCCAAGCUAUCGGACUCAGGUCAUGCCAUGUUACAGAACAAUGCCCCAUCACAGUCGUACAAGACCUGACAGCAUCUGUUCAGUGUCACCUUCUGCAUACGACAGGGUCCUUCGACCACCGUCAUUAGAAGAAAAACGGAAAUCGAUGAGGGAUGAUACCAUGUGGCAACUAUAUGAAUGGCAACAGCGUCAGGUCUACCAUAAGCAUGGGACACUAAGCAGGCAUGGUACUUUAAGUACUCCUGUCACCAUGAUGAAUAUUGUUGAACAGUCACGCUCUAUUCCUCCAUCACCUUCUCACGGUUCACUGGCCCCCUACCAGGUAUACUCUCCCCUCAGGUCCUACAACAUUGAAUCAAGAUCAGAAGUAUUGUCACCUGUUUUAAGAGGAGACAUGACCAUUGAUUCCAUGAAAUCUCGGCGACACAGGACACCUGUCAACAGGUUUAUCUAUCCACCUGACAGAAGAUCGAUGCCUGCUAAUAUACCUGUGCAAACCAUUACACCUGAGAGCUUGCAAGGCAAAACGCUGGCUCAGCAAGAUGAUUACAGAGAAACUUUAUACAGCCACAGACGUGAAAAUCUGGACAUUGAUGGUAAACUGAGCCAAUUAUGUGAGCAGGAUAAGGUUGUUUGUGAGCAAGAAGAGAAGUUGCAGCAGCUGCAUAAGGAAAAACAUACGCUUGAACAAGCUUUACUGGCUGCAAGUCAGGAGAUUGAAAUGAAUGCAGAAAAUCCUACUGUAGUGCAAAGUGUGGCCUUACAAAGAGACGUUUUACAAAAUGGAUUGCUCAGCACUUGUCGGGAGAUAUCAAGAACCACCACAGAACUGGAAAGAACAUGGAAAGAGUAUGAAAAGUUAGAGUAUGACGUAACUCUAGCAAGAACCCACUUACAACAACAACUAGACAAAUGUGAUGAAGUUCAGGUGGAGUUAACUGCUCAGCAACGCCCUCAGAUUCAAAAGGAGCUCUGGAGAAUUGAUGAUGUUAUGGAAGGACUCACCAAAAGUAAACAGCAAAGAAGGAACUCUAGCAACACUGGUACUGCUGGCUCACAACCUGGAUCUGCUUCUACUUUAAGGUGUAGGCAGGAGGAAGAUGAAACAGCCCCUCCUCGCCCUCCUCUUCCCCAGUUAUAUGACUUGACAGAGAGGGCUCCCACAGUUCCCCCUCAUCCCAGUGAGAGCAUCAUUUGGCCCUGUUCUGCCAGAAACCUGGUACAUCAACCAGAUGAAAUGAAGAUCCACCAUGAACCAGAAGAUCCAAAGCAUGGAGCAGAUUCUGGUCCUGAUUAUCGACUGUACAAGAGUGAACCAGAACUGACAACUGUGACUGAGGUUGAUGAAUCAAAUGUGGAUGAGAAGUCAGAAGUGGUACCUGACAAAGAAAGUGUCACAUCUAAAGGUUUGUCUUUUCCAGUUGGUAUAGUUCCUCCUCGAAGCAAAUCACCAAUGCCUGAAUCUUCUACAAUUGCUUCUUAUGUUACUUUAAGAAAGCAUCGAAAAAUGGAUGGUAUUGUACCUAACGUGCAGGAAAGACCCAGGAGUGCAGUUGAGCAGCUUUUUCUGGCAGAAGGUCCACGACCUCGAAUGAGCGUUGAGGAACAACUUGAAAGGAUAAAACGCCAUCAGCAAGCUUCUCUAAGAGAUAAAAGGAAAGGAUUAAAUUUGAUAAGUCUGCAAGAUCAAUCACCAGCAAAAGGUCUAUCAAGAGAAAAGAACCAGAUAAAGCCACUUCAUUCUGGAGACAAGUAUUCAGUUCAUAGAAAUAAAACUGCUGAAAGUAAUAUCAAAGCGUUGGAAGCUGCUGUUCGAAACAAUAGUUGGGACCAACAUCAAGAAACUGCAGCAGAGGAAAUUGCUCGCUUAAAAGAAGAACGCAUUGAACCAAAUCAAAACAAGUUAGAAAGUGGAAAUGAUUCCUCAGGCCAAGUGAUCAUGUCUGAAAGGUGCAGUGAAGCAGAGUCUGAAAUACAAAGCCCUGACGAAGCUGUGGAUAAAAAGAAGGAUUUUGAUGGAAUAAAAUCCAGAAGCAGUGUGUUAACUGUGGCCCCCACCGUUAACCGCAAAACCGAUAUCAGGGCUGAUGAGGAAAAUGCUCAGGAAGAAGUGAAGAUGAUUAAUAUCUCCAGUGAACUAGCUGCAGAUGCACCAAGAAGCAGCAAACUUGUAGCAGAACAAAGUCUGUCUUCUCCACAUCAAUCCCCAACAUCCCCAUCGCACCCACAGCUCACAGAAGGAUCUCACUUUAUGUGUGUCUGAUAUAAAAAACUCAGAAUGUAGCCACAGGCAAAUCAUACACAUCUACACAAGGCUGAGGCUCGAAGGAGUUUGACUGUAUUUGGAAGGACACCAGGAUGGUGGUCAAAAUUUGACAUCUGUAUAUGGAACUGGAGUACACCAGAGCACAAGAAUUCAAGCAAGUGCUGGAAGCAACACUUGAUUCAAUAUUAAACACUCCUUAUAGGAAAUACAUUUUUGUUGGAUUUAAUGCCGAUAUAUUACUUACUUCAGGAGCACUGAUUGCUCCAUGGCAGAUUUUUUAACUUGCUCUUUUUAAAUUUGCCAGUGUGUGGAGACCACAAUAUGUGAGCACAUAAGGUGAUUGGGUCUCAUUUCAGUUAAUGUAUCAGAACUUAGUUUUCAUUUUGAAUUACAUAGUAUGUAUAAUGCCUGACUUUAAGUAACUGUGGCCAUAACCUAUAUGAAAUAGUUCACCAAUGUUUGAUGUAUACAAUAGGAAAUGGCUUCACAUUUGUUUUCUUACCACUUUCAAUGAUUGCAGUGCCAUUGUACUGGUACAGGUUAAUGCUGUUCCUUGGUAAUACCAUCUGCUGUAGCUAUAUAUACUUAGUGUUGUAUUGUCUGCAGUUACUGCCAAACUACUCUGAACAAAUGUAAAAAUGUCACACUUUUCAUAGUUUCCCUAUGUUCUCUGCCUUUAGUGAACUUUUCAUACAAGCUUUAUAGGGCAAUACGCUCUAACUUCAGUACAGCUCAAAUGCAAAGCAAUAUGUAGAGGGCUUUAUAUUCAGUAUCUCAUUGUAUGUACAAAAGAGUGUAAUUAUGUUCAUUGUGUACAUAGCUUACAAUGAGCAGAGCCUAUAAUAAAAUGCUACUUACAAGUGUUAAUAUGCAAUGUUCAUAUCACAUUGUUUUAUAUCAUGUUAUAAUAAAUGGUAAUGUUAAAUUUGGUGGUGGUAUUUUAAUAUGCAUUUAUUGC